Messenger RNA from Nyctereutes procyonoides (raccoon dog), 2623 nucleotides. RefSeq names its product tec protein tyrosine kinase (gene TEC). Gene Ontology annotation, biological process: T cell receptor signaling pathway; B cell receptor signaling pathway; peptidyl-tyrosine autophosphorylation. The transcript is spliced from 18 exons. The record is from RefSeq and is a predicted model, not a curated record. The coding region runs from base 125 to 2020 and encodes 631 amino acids. NCBI's taxonomy places the organism in Eukaryota, Metazoa, Chordata, Mammalia, Carnivora, Canidae. Gene Ontology annotation, molecular function: non-membrane spanning protein tyrosine kinase activity; protein binding; ATP binding.
CCAGGCUGCGGACGCGGCGGGGCCCGCGGGACUUCGCAGUGUCCGCGGCUCGGCGCAGCCCGCGCGCUCCCGCCAGAAUACUGGGAUCUUCAAUGGCAGGAGACAGAGUGAUCAGAAGACCGAGAUGAAUUUUAACACUAUUCUAGAAGAGAUUCUUAUUAAAAGGUCACAGCAGAAAAAGAAGACAUCGCCCUUAAACUACAAAGAGAGACUUUUUGUGCUAACAAAGUCCAUGUUAACCUACUAUGAGGGUCGAGCAGAGAAAAAAUACAGGAAGGGAUUUAUUGAUGUUUCAAAAAUCAAGUGUGUGGAAAUAGUGAAGAAUGAUGAUGUUGUUAUUCCCUGCCAAAACAAAUACCCAUUUCAGGUGGUUCACGAUGCCAACACACUCUACGUUUUUGCACCUAGUGCACAAAGCAGGGACCGGUGGGUGAAGAAGUUAAAAGAAGAAAUAAAGAACAACAAUAAUAUCAUGAUUAAAUAUCAUCCUAAAUUCUGGGCAGACGGAAGUUAUCAGUGUUGCAGACAAACUGAAAAAUUAGCCCCUGGAUGUGAAAAAUAUAAUCUUUUUGAGAGUAGUAUAAAAAAAGCACUACCUCCAGCACCAGAAACAAAGAAGCGAAGGCCUCCCCCACCAAUUCCACCUGAAGAAGAGGAUAAUAGUGAAGAAAUCGUUGUAGCCAUGUACGAUUUCCAAGCAACAGAGGCACAUGAUCUCAGAUUAGAGAGAGGACAAGAGUAUAUUAUAUUAGAAAAGAAUGAUGUUCAUUGGUGGAGAGCAAGAGAUAAAUACGGGAGUGAAGGAUAUAUCCCAAGUAAUUAUGUAACAGGAAAGAAAUCAAACAACUUAGACCAAUAUGAGUGGUAUUGCAGAAACACGAACAGAAGCAAAGCAGAGCAGCUUCUCAGAAGUGAAGAUAAAGAAGGUGGUUUUAUGGUAAGGGAUUCCAGUCAACCAGGCAUGUACACCGUCUCCCUUUAUACAAAGUUUGGAGGGGAGGGCUCAUCAGGUUUCAGGCAUUAUCAUAUAAAGGAAACAACAACAUCCCCAAAGAAGUAUUAUCUGGCCGAAAAACAUGCUUUUGGUUCAAUUCCCGAGAUUAUUGAAUAUCAUAAGCACAACGCAGCAGGACUUGUCACAAGGCUGCGGUACCCAGUUAGUACAAAGGAGAAGAAUGCACCAACCACUGCAGGAUUCAGCUAUGAAAAAUGGGAGAUCAACCCUUCAGAGCUGACCUUUAUGAGGGAACUGGGGAGCGGACUGUUUGGAGUGGUGAGGCUCGGCAAGUGGAGAGCCCAGUACAAGGUGGCGAUCAAAGCUAUCAAGGAAGGUGCCAUGUGUGAGGAAGACUUUAUAGAAGAAGCUAAAGUGAUGAUGAAGCUGACACACCCGAAGCUAGUGCAGCUUUACGGUGUGUGCACCCAGCAGAAACCAAUUUACAUCGUCACUGAGUUCAUGGAAAGGGGUUGUCUUCUGAAUUUCCUCCGACAGAGACAAGGUCAUUUGAGUAGAGAUGUGCUGCUGAGCAUGUGUCAAGAUGUGUGUGAAGGGAUGGAGUACCUGGAGAGAAACAGCUUCAUCCACAGAGAUCUGGCUGCCAGAAAUUGUCUAGUAAAUGAAGCAGGAGUUGUGAAAGUGUCAGAUUUUGGAAUGGCCAGGUAUGUCCUGGAUGAUCAAUACACAAGUUCUUCUGGUGCAAAAUUUCCAGUGAAGUGGUGUCCACCUGAGGUGUUUAAUUACAGCCGCUUUAGUAGCAAAUCGGACGUCUGGUCAUUUGGUGUUUUAAUGUGGGAAAUAUUCACUGAAGGCAAGAUGCCCUUUGAGAAAAACACCAACUAUGAAGUGGUAACCAUGGUUACCCGGGGCCACCGACUCUACAGGCCGAAGUUGGCGUCCAAAUAUGUAUACGAGGUGAUGCUGAGAUGUUGGCAGGAGAAACCAGAGGGAAGGCCUUCCUUUGAAGAUUUGCUGCGCACGAUAGAUGAACUAGUCGAGUGCGAAGAAACUUUUGGACGAUGAGUGGUGGUGUGAUCCGUGGCAUCCAGCUUCCGAAGCAUGAGGAAGAGAUGGCCCUUUGUGGCUAACUUUUAAUUUAUUUAGUACUUGGACAUGUAGACGGUUUUACUUACAAAGUGGAAACACCUAAAGCAUUUGCUUCUAGCCCAAAUGGGAGCUCUGGGACUGAAUCCUUCCGACUAUGGAAAUGCUGCCUAGGGAGGGUGAUUAAGAACACUCGCUUUUAUCCAUCCCACAAGUACUUGAGUGCCCACCGUGUGCUAGGUACUAUGCCCGGGCCCCAUGCUUUGCCCAUUUUAGGGGUGUAUGGAGGGCCACGUUAGCUGGUACACCGGUACACUGGAAGGUCAGGCUAUUUGGGAAGGAAAAGGGAAUUCGAAUCUUAUUCCACCAGCCUUUCUCUUUCCUUCGACUUCUACAGAAAUCUGGGCCUGAGGCAUUGUCUAGAAUGUGGGUUCUGGGUGAAUCAGGAACCCACCUUGGAUAAGAACUCAUCCUUUGUUUUGAAAACAUCUGUUUUCAAGACUGCCAUGAGUAUUACGUUAAAAAAUAUUUGUAUGCUGUAUAUAUUGUAAAUAUAUAUAAUAUAUAAAGAUAUAUAUUUAU